Populus trichocarpa (black cottonwood) is the source of this 1111-nucleotide messenger RNA. RefSeq lists its product as uncharacterized. Gene Ontology annotation, biological process: protein dephosphorylation. Lineage: Eukaryota; Viridiplantae; Streptophyta; Magnoliopsida; Malpighiales; Salicaceae. The transcript has 5 exons. The coding region runs from base 92 to 859 and encodes 255 amino acids. The record is from RefSeq and is a predicted model, not a curated record. Gene Ontology annotation, molecular function: protein tyrosine phosphatase activity.
CAACCAAAAUCCAACACAACAAAUCGCUCUCGUUCUUGAACAUCAUCGUUUCACUAAUAUCCUUCGCAACACCUCCACACUCACAGGAGGGAUGGCGAGGACAUCAACAACUACCCUGUACAUCAGUGCUACUAAUACCAGGUUUCCAAAGCCACCUCUAAAUUUACAAUUCUGCCACAAUGCCACCAAAAUCCUCUCUCUAAAAAACCCACUUCCUCUCAUCAAUAAACACCCAUUUCUCCAAUAUUCCCAUCAUCAUCAUCAUCAUCAUCAGAAAAACCCCACAAGCGGUGCUAUCAAUUUCAGGUCCUUAGUGAUCAAAGCAUCAUCAUCAUCAAUGGCUUCUUCAACAAAGAUCAAACCUUUCUCUGUUCUCUUUGUGUGUUUAGGUAACAUUUGUAGGAGUCCAGCUGCUGAGGGUGUGUUUACUGAUAUUGUUGAAAAGAGAGGACUUGAUUCUGAGUUCAAGAUUGACUCUGCUGGCACCAUUGAUUACCAUGAGGGUAAUCCAGCUGACCCAAGAAUGAGGGCAGCUUCUAAAAGGCGUGGGGUUGAGAUAACUUCCAUAUCAAGGCCGAUUCGGCCAUCUGAUUUUAGAGAUUUUGAUAUCAUUCUUGCUAUGGACAAGCAAAAUAGAGAGGAUAUAAUGGAAGCUUUUAAUAGAUGGAAAUUUAGAGAGACACUUCCUGACGAUGCACACAAGAAGGUUAAGUUAAUGUGUUCUUUUUGUAAGAAACAUGAAGAAACUGAAGUCCCGGAUCCUUACUAUGGUGGACCGCAGGGUUUUGAGAAGGUUUUGGAUCUACUUGAAGAUGCUUGUGAAUCAUUGUUGGACAACAUUUUGGCUGAAAAAAUUUAACUUGCGGUUAAAUGCUGGUUGGUCCAACCUUCAGCAUCCUGCACAAACAUUUCAUUAGUGAUUUAAAGCAAUUGCAUGUUAUCUAUCACGAAGUAGAUUAAUGUCAAACUCCCAUGGUCAUCAGGGAUCUGUUUUUGUCCCUUUGUCUUGUGUUAUUACCAGAGAAAGUGGAAGUGAAUGUUGCUUUGGAUGUUAAACCUGUAGUUUGUGCUUAUGCAAAGGUAACGAUUAAUCUGGUUGUUGAGAUCAAAA